AUGGUCGCAAAGAGCAGUCAACUACAAUUAAGUGACUGUGGAUUGAAUUUAAGACGCCCAGCAUACACUGAUAUCUCAGUAACUUGCGGCACAAAAUCUAUUGGCCUGGCUAUCCUCAUCUGCCCUGCCAUUUACACUGGCUACAACGAGUCCCUGCUUAUCCUCAACAGCCUCAUGAAUGACCCAGCCUGCAAGGGAACCCUGGAUGAAAGUGUGACUCCACCGGUCGUGAGGUUUGAAUUCACCAUCAACACGACCAAUUCUUGUGGCAGCCUCUUCAGGACAACCAGCGCUCCAGGCACAGGGAUAUUUUCUGACUUCUCCAACAUCCAGACAGUCAACAUCAGCGGUGUGGUCCGAUCAUAUGAUCCCACCACAGGGACAGUCACUUACAACACUGAGUUGAAGUAUUUUUACUCCUGUGCCUAUCCCCUAGAGUACCUGAUCAACAACACCCUAAUUGAUGUGUCAGCAUCCUCCAUUGCAGUGAAGGACAAUAAUGGUAGUUUCAUCAGCACUUUGAGACUUGAACUCUUCAGUGAUGUCAACUACACUACUCCCAUGGUCAUUCCAAAACUGGGUCUUGAGCUGAGAACCAAAGUGUAUGCGCAAGUCAAGGCCACCAACCUGACCACCCAGUACAAUGUGCUCCUGGACCGAUGCUACGCCUCCAUUUCUCCUCUACCCACUAACUCCACUUUCUUCAACCUGUUUGUCCCUUGCAACAAGGAACAGAUGACCACCAUGCAUGAGAACGGGAAUAGUCAUAAUGCCCGCUUCUCCUUCCCGGCCUUCCGCUUCAUCGAGCAGCAGAAUGAGACCGUGUCCACCUACUUCCUACACUGCAUCACCCGUCUCUGUGAGAAGAGCAGCUGCAGUAGCUUCAUGCAAUGUAACAGCAGGAGGAGAAGGGGUGUUGUUCCUGCUACCGAAGAUGGAGUGACAGAGUACAAAACCCUCACCUCCCCUCCCAUUACCACUAAAGCAGAGAGCAUUGUAGCUUCAAAAGAACAACUCAUGGGCAGCAACAACUCUAACUCCACUUCAGGUCUUGCGGUGACAGUGGGCUUCCUGGCCUUCGCCUGCAUCAUCGCCAUUGUGAUAGCAGCGGUCUUCUACAAGAGGCUCAACCAUUAA
Salvelinus namaycush (lake trout) is the source of this 1137-nucleotide messenger RNA. Its product is annotated as zona pellucida-like domain-containing protein 1. The coding region runs from base 1 to 1137 and encodes 378 amino acids. The transcript has a single exon. The record is from RefSeq and is a predicted model, not a curated record. Gene Ontology annotation, cellular component: cell surface. NCBI's taxonomy places the organism in Eukaryota, Metazoa, Chordata, Actinopteri, Salmoniformes, Salmonidae.